AUGAUGGAAGACACACCAUACGAAGAGCCGAGGGGUUGCUGGCCAAGGGGUUGGUGGUCGAGGCUGAAGCGCGUGAAGUGUCCUAUCCCAUCCGAGUACAAGGAUGAAGUCGUGGAGAUGUUCAAACUGGCAAUACCAAUUAUCUUGUCCCAGGCUUCGACCUUCGUGAUAGGUUUUGUUAGUACAGCGUUCACUGGUCACCUUGGGAAAACUCAACUUGCAAGUGUGGCUUUGGCAAUUGCGGUCAUCAAUGUCACUGGGAUUUCAGUGGGGGCUGGUUUGACUUUAGCCUGUGACACUCUUAUAUCCCAGACUUUUGGGAGUGGUAACUUGAAGCAGGUGGGGGUGAUUUUACAGAGGGGGGUGCUGAUCCUGUUACUGGCCUGUUUACCAUGUGCAGCCAUCCUCCUUAACACGGAAGGCAUUUUGAUCUUAUUCAGACAGAGCCGAAAUGUGGCCAGGCUUGCCCAAAUUUACGUCAACAUCUUCCUGCCAUCCUUACCGGCUACUUUUAUGUAUCUACUUCAAUCGAGAUAUCUACAAAACCAGGGGAUUAUUUGGCCUCAACUUAUAACAGGAGUUAUUGGCAACGUUGUAAAUGCUGUCAUGAACUAUGUCUUCCUGUUUUCUCUGAAGUUGGACGUUGCGGGGUCCGGAGCUGCCAAUGCCAUUUGUCAAUAUUUUAUGGCAAUUUUUUUGUUUAUUUACAUUUAUGUAAAAGGUAUCUACAAAAGCACAUGGUCAGGCUGGUCCGCAGAAUGUCUGCAGGAGUGGGGACCCUUCAUGUGGUUGGCCAUCCCCAGUAUGCUGAUGUUGUGCCUGGAGUGGUGGGUGUAUGAAAUUGGGGGGUUUCUGGCCGGUAUCAUCAGUGAGUCGGAGCUUGCAGCACAGAGUGCGGUCUACGAGCUGGUUACUUUAAAUUACAUGAUUCCAUUGGGAAUUGGAGCUACAGCCAGUGUCCGUGUCGGUAGUGCCCUUGGUGCAGGAAAAAUAGAGCAGGCAAAACUGUCUGCAAAAGUUCCUGUAGUUUGUGGAUUAAUAAUUAUAACUGUUGUGGGAGCAGUCAUGAUGGCUCUCAGGCAUUACAUUGGAUAUAUCUUCACUACAGAUAAGGAAGUAUUAGCCCGAGUGUCCGUGGUAAUGAUUGUUUAUAUUGUCGCAAGUAUAGGUGAUGGAACUACGGGCAUGUGCGGAGGUGUUAUCAGAGGAGCAGGAAAACAGACAUUUGGUGCUGUGUGUAACUUCCUGGGUUAUUACUUUAUUGGUCUCCCUGUUGGAGCAUCAUUGAUGUUUGCUGCAAAGAUGGGCAUCCUAGGAUUUUGGACUGGCCUUUGUUUAAGUGCAUUUAUACAAGCCACUAUCUUCAUUACCUUCUUGUGCAAACUAGAUUGGCAAAAGGCAUCUACAGAAGCUCAGAUAAGAGCUGGUGUCCACAUAAAAGAUGAAGCAGAGCUGAACAAAAUAGACUCUAAAGGCGCUGAGGCUACUGUUGCUGAGCCGGUCUAUGAGAAUCCAGACAACAGCCUCCAAGUUCAAGGCCAGUCCAACCUCACCAACACCACUGAGGGAAAAAUGCUGUGCACAAAACAGCUCAUUGUACGCCGUGGGCUCACUGUGGUCAUUUUGCUGCUUAUUUUCUCUGGAGGUGUAGUUGCACAAAUCUUCUUAGAUAAAAAGCUGACAUAA
Periophthalmus magnuspinnatus is the source of this 1686-nucleotide messenger RNA. RefSeq names its product multidrug and toxin extrusion protein 1-like. Gene Ontology annotation, biological process: xenobiotic detoxification by transmembrane export across the plasma membrane. NCBI's taxonomy places the organism in Eukaryota, Metazoa, Chordata, Actinopteri, Gobiiformes, Gobiidae. Gene Ontology annotation, molecular function: antiporter activity; xenobiotic transmembrane transporter activity. The coding region runs from base 1 to 1686 and encodes 561 amino acids. The record is from RefSeq and is a predicted model, not a curated record. Gene Ontology annotation, cellular component: membrane. The transcript has 16 exons.